Parathielavia appendiculata is the source of this 2709-nucleotide messenger RNA. RefSeq lists its product as uncharacterized. Gene Ontology annotation, cellular component: mitochondrion. Gene Ontology annotation, molecular function: carnitine O-acetyltransferase activity. The record is from RefSeq and is a predicted model, not a curated record. NCBI's taxonomy places the organism in Eukaryota, Fungi, Ascomycota, Sordariomycetes, Sordariales, Chaetomiaceae. The transcript is spliced from 3 exons. Bases 1 to 2709 code for a protein of 902 amino acids. Gene Ontology annotation, biological process: carnitine metabolic process.
AUGCCUACACAAGUCCGCAUCUUCACUUCGCCAAGGUCUCUUGGUGAGACGCUCUCAACUCCUAUUCAGCUGUCCCCCGCCGCCACUCCUCGCUCCGUGCCCGAAUUUCCCGAAGUGCCAAAAUCCACCAUCAGCCCGACCCUCAAGGCCCGCCAGCACGCCAUGUCGACGGCCUACGACGACGACCAGCCCAAGGGCGGUGUCACAUAUGCUCACCAGGAAAAGCUCCCCAAGCUCCCCAUCCCGGACCUCGAGCUCACCUGCCAGAGAUAUCUCACAGCACUAAAGCCCCUUCAGUCGCCCAGGGAGCACGCUGAGACGAGGCAUGCCGUGCACGAGUUUCUCAGGAAUGAAGGACCCGAGCUGAACGAGAAGCUCAAGAAGUACGCUGAAGCGAGGACGAGCUACAUUGAGCAGUUCUGGUAUGAUUCGUACCUCAAUUUUGACAAUCCUGUCGUCCUCAACUUGAACCCCUUCUUUCUGCUUGAGGAUGACCCGACACCCGCCCGGAACAACCAGGUGACGCGGGCCGCGUCGCUGGUGGUCUCGGCCUUGGAGUUUGUGAGGGCCGUUCGCAAGGAGGAACUUCCGCCAGACACGGUCAAGGGCACGCCGUUGUGCAUGUACCAGUACUCGCGACUCUUUGGCACCGCCCGCGUGCCAACCGACGCAGGGUGCCAGAUAGAGCAGGAUCCUGACUCCAAGCACAUCAUCGUCAUGUGCCACGGCCAGUUCUACUGGUUUGAUGUCCUGGACGACAACUCGGACCUGAUCAUGACGGAGCGGGACAUCGCCGUCAACCUGCAGACUAUCAUUGAUGACGCCGCUCAAACUCCGAUUCAGGAAGCUGCCAAGGGAGCCCUGGGCGUGCUCAGCACCGAGAACAGGAAGGUCUGGUCCGGCCUGCGAGAUGUCUUGACGAGGGAACCCGGCUCCAACAACGCCGACUGCCUUAGCAUCGUCGACACGGCCCUCUUCGUGGUCUGUCUGGACUACACCGAGCCGACGACCGCUGCCGCCCUCUGCCAGAACAUGCUCUGUGGCACGAGCGAGAUCGAAAAGGGUGUCCAGAUCGGCACCUGCACGAACCGGUGGUACGACAAGCUGCAGAUCAUCGUCUGCAAGAACGGAAGUGCCGGCAUCAACUUUGAGCACACCGGCGUUGACGGGCACACGGUGCUUCGCUUCGCAAGUGAUCUGUACACCGAUACCAUUCUCCGGUUCGCGAGGACCAUCAACGGCAAAGCCCCGACUAUGUGGGCAUCCACCAGCCCGGAUCCGUCCAAGCGCGACCCGGAAAGCUUCGGCGAUGUCAACACAACACCACACAAGCUGGAAUGGGAUAUGAUCCCAGAGCUUCGCAUUGCCGUGCGCUUCGCCGAGAUCCGGCUGGCUGACCUGAUCGAGCAGAACGAGUUUCAGUGCCUCGACUUCAGCGCGUACGGCAAGAACUUCAUCACCUCGAUGGGCUUCUCCCCGGACGCCUUUGUGCAGAUGGCCUUCCAGGCGGCCUACUACGGCCUGUACGGGCGCGUCGAGUGCACCUACGAGCCGGCAAUGACCAAGACGUACCUGCAUGGGCGCACCGAGGCUAUCCGCACCGUGUCGGAGGAGUCGGUCCACUUUGUCCAGACCUUCUGGGCCGACAACCCGGCCGAGCAGAAGAUCGAGGCCCUCCGCAAGGCCUGCCAGCGCCACGUCGCCACCACGCGCGACUGCGCAAAGGCCCAGGGAUGCGACCGCCACCUGUACGCCCUCUUCUGCCUUUGGCAGCGCACCGUCGACAACAACGAGGACCUCAACAGCACCCUCUCCUCCACCAACGGUUACUCCUCCCCAUCUGACGCCUUCUCCGACAGGGGCUCCGCCGUCGGCAGCCCCCCGCGUGAACCACCAGCCUACCUCCUCGACGGCAGCACCGCCACCACCUCCCCUACCAUGACGACCGCCAUCCCCUCCACAACAGCCGCCCGCUCCCGCAACGACAGCACCACUUCGCGCGGCAGCGCCAGCCCGCACCACCAACCCCUCCCGCUCAUCUUUGCCGACGCCGGCUGGGACAAGCUCAACACGACCAUCCUGUCCACCUCCAACUGCGGCAACCCCUCGCUGCGCCAGUUCGGCUUCGGACCCGUGUCCGGAGACGGAUUUGGGAUCGGCUACAUCAUCAAGGACGAAGGCAUCUCCAUCUGCGUCUCGUCCCGGCACAGGCAGACGCGCCGCUUCGUGGACACGCUCGAGUCCUACCUGCUUGAGAUUAGGCGGAUUCUGAGGAUCACGGCCGCUGCCAAGGGUCCCGUGAACCGGGGCACGAGGGCGCGGGAGAUUGAUUCGAUGAGGGCGGGUGGUGGUGGUGGUGGUGGUGGUGGUGUUGGGGCUGGGAAGGGCGCGGUUGGUGGUGGAGGGUUUGGUAGUAGUAAUAAUAACAGGGCGAAGCUGAGGGGGAGGUUGAUUACGGGUGAGGGAUUGUCGAGGAAGGGGUCGGAGGUGGGCGCCAACGGCAGCGUGUCGUCGCCGACCGAGGAGAGUUUGGGUUUGAGUGAGGAUGAUGAGUUGGGCGGGUAUGGAUUUUUCGACGCCGGCAUGCUUCUGCAGGCUCUGAAAGCGCGCGGCGAGGCCUCAAACGGUGAGACAAAGCCGUCGGAACGGGCGGCGGUGCAGGCGAGGAGGAGGGAGGUUGGGAAGAAGUUGAGAUUGGUCGAGUACUAG